AUGGCGUCCCAAGCCUCAUCGACCAAUUCGGGUCUCCCUCCCGACCUGUUCGACACCACCACCGUCAUCUCCCUGCUGGCCACCGUGGCCAUCGUCCUCGCCGCGUACUCGACCUCCAAGCUCGUCCUCCCCAAGUCGACAUCGGGCACGCUCCGCUUCUUCUUCAUCUGGCACCUUGCCGACGCGCUAUGCCACUUCAUCCUCGAGGGUAGCUUCCUCUACCACUGCUUCUUCUCCUACAUUCCCACCUCCGAGCUGGGCCCCGACCAUGGCCUCUUCCCCACACCGUACAACUUCCUCCUACAUGGAGGGGACCGUGUCUACGGGGCCCAAUCGGGUGGAAGCAACCCAUUCGCCCAGUUGUGGAUGGUCUACGCCCGCGCUGAUAAGAGAUGGGCCGGUGUAGACCUCGGUGUCGUCAGUCUCGAGCUGUUGACUGUCUUCUUUGAUGGGACACUGGCGUUAUACAUCUGCUACUGCAUUGCUAAGCGGGACCCCAAGACUAGCAUAUGGAUGAUCAUUCUCGCUACUUGUGAAAUCUAUGGAGGAUUCAUGACAUUCUGCCCUGAGUGGUUAGUCGGCAAUCUCAACCUUGACGGGAGUAACUUCAUGUAUUUGUGGGUGUAUCUUGUCUUCUUCAACAUGCUCUGGGUUUUUAUUCCCUUCUACGCUAUAUACUGGGCAAUUGGGGAUAUUUCUUCAGCCUUGAACGAGCGUAAGAUCAAGAAGAAUCUAUGA
Clonostachys rhizophaga is the source of this 738-nucleotide messenger RNA. NCBI's taxonomy places the organism in Eukaryota, Fungi, Ascomycota, Sordariomycetes, Hypocreales, Bionectriaceae. The record is from the annotation of a GenBank genome assembly.